AUGUUGAAUUCCAUCAUGAAGCAUGUCCUACAUUGUCUGCUGCUAUUUUCGAUAGUUGUGAUGUUUAUGCUGUAUUCCGGAAGUAAGGACGACAGCACUUUUGACUCCUUUGAUCCAUGGGUUAGCUACGGAGUGUUGGGCACGUGGAUACUAUAUCUUCUGCGACUACCAAUCAUCCUAGCCCUGCCGCAGACGCUGUUCAAUUUAUUCGGGCUGGUGCUUUAUAAUGCUUUUCCGGAUCAGGUUAUCCUCAACGGUUCUCCAUUGUAUUGCCCGCCGAUCUGUGUGCGAGUCGUGACGCGCGGUGAUUAUCCGAACCUGGUAAGGAGAAACGUCCUUCGGAACUUGAACACUUGUCUCGAAACGGGUCUGGAAAAGUUCCACAUCGAAGUCAUCACCGACAGGCCGAUUGGGCUCGGGCGCGAUCGAUGGAUUCGCGAGAUCAUAGUGCCACCUCGUUAUCACACGAAAACUGGUGCGUUGUUCAAAGCGCGUGCACUGCAGUACUGCCUCGAGGAUGAAGUCAAUGUGUUACAUGACGAACACUGGGUAGUGCACCUGGACGAAGAAACCCUGCUGACGAAGGAUAGCGUGCGGGGCAUUAUAAACUUUGUGCUGGACGGGAAGCACCCGUUUGGGCAGGGGAUGAUUACCUACGCAAACGAACCCAUAGUCAACUGGCUGACAACGCUAGCGGAUAGCUACCGAGUGUCGGAUGAUAUGGGGAAGCUGCGGUUGCAGUUCAAGCUGUUCCAUAGGCCGUUGUUCGGCUGGAAAGGAUCGUACGUGGUGACGCAGCUGGUUGCCGAAAAGGAUGUCUCAUUCGAUCACGGUCCUGAGGGAUCCGUAGCGGAGGAUUGCUAUUUCGCGAUGCGAGCCUUCGCCCGCGGCUACACUUUUAACUUCAUCGAAGGAGAAAUGCACGAAAAGUCCCCUUUCACCCUGCAAGAUUUGCUCCGGCAGAGGAAACGCUGGCUUCAGGGCAUUCUGCUCGUGGUCUGUUCAUCGGCGAUCCCGCUGUACAACAAGUUCCUGCUCGGCAUCAACCUGUGCUCCUGGAUCACGCUGCCCCUGUCGUCGUUAAACUUAGUGCUUGCUACCAUCUACCCCAUACCAUCUUCCAAACUGCUCGAUAUGGUUUGUGCGUUUAUCACCAGCGUUACAAUUUACAUGUACUUAUUCGGUAUGAUCAAGUCGUUCUCACUGUUACGGUUUAAGCUACGAUACUUUCUACUAUGUGCAGUAGGUGUAAUCUGCACCAUUCCGGUCAAUUUUGUGAUCGAGAAUAUUGCAGUAAUCUGGGGUCUUCUUGGAGAGAAACGAACAUUCUAUGUAGUUCAAAAGGAUAUUCCUACACUUAUUACCGUUUAA
Messenger RNA from Anopheles coustani, 1371 nucleotides. Its product is annotated as beta-1,4-mannosyltransferase egh-like. Gene Ontology annotation, cellular component: cytoplasm. Lineage: Eukaryota; Metazoa; Arthropoda; Insecta; Diptera; Culicidae. The record is from RefSeq and is a predicted model, not a curated record. The coding region runs from base 1 to 1371 and encodes 456 amino acids. Gene Ontology annotation, molecular function: beta-1,4-mannosyltransferase activity. The transcript has a single exon.